This is a messenger RNA of Cantharellus anzutake, 2428 nucleotides long. RefSeq lists its product as uncharacterized. Lineage: Eukaryota; Fungi; Basidiomycota; Agaricomycetes; Cantharellales; Hydnaceae. Gene Ontology annotation, biological process: NADP+ catabolic process; NAD+ catabolic process. The record is from RefSeq and is a predicted model, not a curated record. The transcript is spliced from 13 exons. Gene Ontology annotation, molecular function: NADH pyrophosphatase activity. Gene Ontology annotation, cellular component: cytosol. The coding region runs from base 146 to 2161 and encodes 671 amino acids.
UUGUUGACACAUGUUGUGUCCGAGGCUCCAUCGCCUGUUACGCAGUUGUCGCCCAUAAGCAACGUUCUCGGGCCUCACACCUUGCGAAAGAACUUCCUGGAGCCUUGGACCCCCGGCACCGCCGCCCCGCACUACGCUGCUCUAGAUGUCUUCUCAGCCAUUCGAUUCAUUGGAUGCACAAUCCCUCAUCCUAGCGCAGACGGUGCUCGCUGCUAUUCCUCUCAUAGUCAUUGUUCUCAACAGCCCACAUAUCUACUCAGCUACAACUUUCCUCUCUUCCUAUUCGGGACCUAUGCGUCAGAAAAAACAGACUCCCAUGAUCCCCUUCGACUUGUGGUUCUCUGGACUUCUUGGGACAUCGAUACUUUUCGAUGUGGUUUGGCUUGUCAAAACUCAUGAUCAGAACGGCUUCAUCAAAUUCCUGACGAUCAUUAAUAUGUUGUUGAAGAUCCCUACUGCUCUAGCCACUAUGAAUACAUUGCGCUCGCGUGGAGGCUCCCUUUCGUCCUUUGCACCAGGAAAUUUUGCUAGCCAGACUGUCUGGACUAUGCCUGGAGGGUUUGGUGCGGGAGGAUCGAGGGAUGGAUACCAAACUGUUGAAGACGACUUGGAAGAGGCUCGGAAUGUUUCCCCGGUGGCUAAACCAUCGCCAUCACCAUCGCCAGCCCAUCAGCCUCAAAAUCCUCCUGGAGGCUAUCACACGUUAUCUGGUCAAGAUCACUUUUUGGGGGGAUCCCCUCUCAACCGCCUCUCGUGGCUCAGGAAUAACCCAGAAUUCCUUCACUCGGCUCUGGGAAGCCCGAAGACUAAAUGGGUUGUCUUCAAUGAUGGUCAGCCACUCGUCAAUGUGACGAAGAAUCCUGGAACUGGGAGGGAUGUUAACAGCCUAGUCUACCACUCUACGGAACGUGUACAACCACUUUUGGGGCCCCCACCGUACUUCGCCCAGGGGAAGAAUGCGGGUGACACGCUGCCACCCGAACUUAUUACUACAGAACAUAAUGGGGCUGGGAAAUUCCUCGAAGCGGCGCGUAUACAUGGUCCACUAAUCCUUUUCCUCGGAACGCUAGAGCCCAAAGACUCUACUGCGCCUCCAACAGACCCAGGAAAGGCAGAGAAAUUGCAAGGCGAGCCUUACUUUGCCUUGGACGUCACUAGAAUAAGUCAGGACGUGCUCCAGGAGGCAUUCAACCUUGUCUACUCAGCAGAUGAAGCCGUUAGAACUAUAUUUGGCGAGCCCCGAGACACUGGUCUCAGCUUGAAAAAGUUUGAUGCGGCCAUUUUCUCCGCAGCACGAACGAUGCUAGACUGGAACGCGCGUAACAAGUAUUGUACUUCCUGUGGUUCUCCUGUAUAUUCGCUCUGGGCCGGAUGGAAACUAUCUUGUUCUUCACUCCUUCCCUGGGAAAAUAAUGAAGGCCGUUCCCCGUGUCCCACUGGGAAAGGGCUGCACAAUACCAUGCAUCCCCGAACUGAUGCGGUCGUCAUUACCGCAGUUCUGGAUGAAUCUGGAGAGAAAAUCUUAUUGGGCCGAAAUAAACGAUUCCCCCCUGGGUUUUAUUCCACUCUAGCGGGCUUCCUGGAGCCCAGUGAAUCGUUUGAAGAUGCUGUAGUUCGGGAGAUAUGGGAAGAAAGCGGCCUUCAUGUUCACAGUGUACGAUACCACUCGUGUCAGCCAUGGGUAACCUUUUAUACUUCGUACUGCGCCACCGCUCUGAACCAUUCCUUGCAGCCCUUCCCUGCUAAUUUGAUGGUAGGAUGUUUCGCACUUGCCGACUCAUCACAGACAAUUCGCACUGACUUGGACAAUGAAUUGGAAGAUGCCAGAUGGUUUACCCGUGAAGAAGUUCUAGAGAUCCUCGGCAAAGGCGCCAGCUUGAGACCGAGCGAGCUCGGGAAAAUGGGAGAAGGCAUUGAUAAUGUCCUCGCACCAUCUGUCAAGCCAUCGACAGUGCUUCAGACAGCUCAAGGCAACGUCGAACCACAAGAUAAACCGCCCACACGAUCCCGAUCUCGAUCCCGUUCACGUUCACGAGAGCGUGGUAACGUUCGAAUCCGUGUUCCUCGUCAGACAGCAAUUGCUGGAGUGCUCAUCCAUAAAUUCGCCCACUGCCAGCUGGAUGGGCUGGGAUUUAGCUUCAAAGGGAAAGCGAAUUUGUGAUGGUUGUGGAGUUUCUUGACGUCUUGAAGCAUUGCUAAGCUACUGCAGAUCAGUUUGUACCAAUAGAGUAGCAUUUAGACUACGAGUAGAAUCGUGUCUUGAUCACUGUCCCGCGACCCCCCGCGCAACAAAGGCGUGUGCAUGAGAUGAACGGUGGAUGGAAUUGACUCACGGAUGUCGGACGUAUGCUACAUGAAGUGAAAAGUAUUAUAAGCACUGUGGGGAGCGGACCAAUUGGAUUGCUUCGACCGUAACUCGCUCCCAGCU